Messenger RNA from Schizophyllum commune H4-8, 941 nucleotides. RefSeq names its product PRTase-like protein. The record is from RefSeq and is a predicted model, not a curated record. Lineage: Eukaryota; Fungi; Basidiomycota; Agaricomycetes; Agaricales; Schizophyllaceae. Bases 138 to 773 code for a protein of 211 amino acids. The transcript has 9 exons.
GUUUAGGCGCGGCGAUACCCUUAUCGUGCCGGGUCCGCCAGGCGGCAUCUCAGAAUCCAUCGGUACACGUUUAUAGUGCGAGGCAAACCCGCCUCGCUUCCCUCUCCUCCUUUUCCUUCUUUCCUCUUGCCACCACAAUGUCUAUCACCGUCAUCGACCACCCCAUCGUCCGCGCUGAGCUUUCCAAGCUCCGUCUCACGACCACUUCGCCGAAGGACUUCCGCGAGGGCAUCAAACAAAUCAGUUUCAUUCUUGGGAUAGAAGCUUCCAGGUCCUUGGAGGAGGCUACUUUCCAGGGCGAGACGCCCAUCAGCGCCUUCACGGGAACCAUCAUCAAGCCCCGUGUGGGCUUGACGCCCAUUCUGCGCGCGGGGCUGGGCAUGUCUGAUGCACUGAUUUCCAUAUUCCCUGACGCCCCCGUGUACCACCUGGGCAUAUUCCGCGAGAAGGUCACCCUCCAGCCCGUCGAAUACUAUUCCAAGCUCCCUUCGAAGCCGAAUGUGGACUUGGUCUACCUUCUGGAUCCGCUAAUCGCGACCGGCGGUACUGCCAACGCCGCCCUCUCCAUGCUUUUGGACUGGGGUAUUCCUGUCAAGAACAUCAAGCUGCUGUGCGUUCUCGCCUCUAAGGCGGGACUUGACAAUGUGAAGGCAGCACACCCUGAGCUUGAGGUUUGGGUCGCAGGCGUGGACGACGUCCUGACGCAGAACGGACUUAUUAGCCCCGGUCUGGGUGACACUGGCGACCGCCUCUUCAGCACCGUCCGCCCUUGAUUGGAUUCACGAGCUACGGCCUCGUCUAACUUUGCCGCUUCGCUGGCAACGCAUGCCAGUGUACUCAUAGACUAAAACCGGGUUAAUAGAGCACUCAGGAUGUUGUACAGUACAACGCACGAAUAGGACAUGCAUUCGGAAUGCCCCUCUGCGCCGCCCGCAUGACUC